This is a messenger RNA of Ziziphus jujuba (common jujube), 1656 nucleotides long. RefSeq names its product probable pectate lyase 4. Lineage: Eukaryota; Viridiplantae; Streptophyta; Magnoliopsida; Rosales; Rhamnaceae. The transcript has 4 exons. The record is from RefSeq and is a predicted model, not a curated record. Gene Ontology annotation, molecular function: pectate lyase activity.
CCAUAUUUAGGAUGCACCAUAACUUCAUGCCUAAACGUGAGCUCAGAAACUCAAAACACUACCUAUUUUACACCAACCAUUUCCAAUGUACAAAUUUACUAGUUGCCCUCUCUCUCUCUCUCUCUCUCUCUGAUUGCCUGGCUACACAAAAUAGCUAAUCAUCUAAACUGAAGAUUGGAGAUGACAACGGCAAAACCUUCCUCUUUUCUAUUCAUGGCUGUUUUGGAAAUCUCACACUUCCCCUGCCACUGCUACAUUAAAACCAACUAAACAGACGUUCUACCAAUUUCUACUUUAACUCCAAUCCAUAAAUAUAUGCCUCUCCAUCUCCUCCUUUUCAUUGUAAACCAGCAUUACAUCCUCUACUACUACGUCAAACACAAGAUCUUGGAAAUGGCUCCACAAUGCAUCAACUCCAUUUCAAGUCGGUUUGCUUUGGUGCUUCUCAUUGUUAUUCUUUUUGUUCCAAACCCCACUCUCUCUAAGAAAAAAAUAGUUCAUGGUUUGAACAUAAACGUGAUUGAUCGUUGCUGGAGAAGGAACCAAGAUUGGAGAAGGAACCGCCAGCAACUUGCCACAUGCUCGGUGGGUUUUGCUGGGAAGAUGAGCAACAACAUAGGAAGAGACCUCAAACACUAUGAAGUCACUGAUCCCAGUGACAAUGCUGUAGACCCAAAACCAGGGACCUUAAGAUAUGGAACAACCAUGAUUCAAGGGAAAGUUUGGAUCACAUUCCAAAGGGACAUGACCAUUAGACUCCAGAAACCACUUCUCAUUAGUAGCUUUACUGCCAUUGAUGGCAGGGGUGCUACUGUUAACAUAGCUGAUAAUGCAUGUUUAAUGAUCUUCAAGGCAAGCAACAUAAUCAUCCAUGGACUUCGAAUCCACCACUGCAAAGCUCAAGCACCAAGCUCAGUUAUGGGUCCGAAAGCGAAGAUAGUGCAGCUGGGUCAGGUGGAUGGGGAUGCAAUUCGGUUGGUGACUGCAUCAAAGGUAUGGAUUGACCACAACACACUCUACAGCUGCCAAGAUGGUCUCCUGGAUGUGACACGUGGCUCAACCGAUGUGACCAUCUCGAACAACUGGUUCAGAAAUCAGGACAAAGUUAUGCUUCUUGGUCAUGAUGAUGGAUACUUGAGGGACAAGGACAUGAAGGUCACAGUCAUGUACAACCAUUUCGGACCCAAUUGCAACCAAAGAAUGCCAAGGAUUCGCCAUGGAUAUGCACAUGUAGUGAACAAUCUCUACUUGGGAUGGACACAAUAUGCAAUUGGGGGAAGUAUGAGUCCCAGUGUAAAGAGUGAAGCCAAUCUCUUCAUUGCUCCCAAAUCAGGGAACAAAGAGGUCACUUGGAGGAGGGACAGCAUUGGAAAUAAAAAUUCAUGGAGGUUUUACUCUGUGAGGGAUGUUUUUGAAAAUGGAGCUUCUUUCAUUCAAACAGGGAAGGGUGGAGCAAAGCCACACUACAAUAGCCAACAACUUUUCAAAGUUGCAGAUGCUAAGUCCCUAAGGUCAUUGACAAGAUCAGCAGGUGCUUUAUGGUGAAACCAACCAAGUCUUCCAUCACCUUCAACUUACACCAGUUUUAUCUCUUGUUCUUUUACUUUUUCAUUUGCUUUCCAUUGUACCACCUCAACUUGUCUCAGUCGACAAUGA